ACGGCCGGAGAAUUCCUAGUGCAGUCCGUCACACUUUAGCAUCUCCCGCACAGCCACCUGCGCACUGAAUAUCACCAGCACAGCUAUCUGCAGGCACAGCGUCUCUGGCACAGUCACCUGCACAGUGUAUCCAGCGCAGUCGCCUACGUGGAGGGAUAUCCAACACUGCCAUCUGAGAAGUAAGCGUCAGUUUUUUAUCUCAGGUUUCGCAUAGAUACACAUCUUCAUAUCCAGAAAAGGAGCCAUAAGCUAACAGUGUGGCCAAGGCAACGAGAGAAAGGGACAAUAUGCCACUGCUCCUCAUCUGCAUUCUCAGCCUCAGUGUGUUCUGGAGGGGAGGCUGUCAACGAGGAGACGAACAGAUCCCACAAUUUAACUUCACUGUUAUCGACACCACCACCAUCACUGGCACUCUACCAGACUCCAAUGAUUCUAUGAGUUUGAGAAAUCAGACCGAAAAUAUCUCAAGCAGCACACCUCUCUCCAUUACUGAAGAUGUAAGCCAUGAAGAUUCAUGGUCAUCUACACCUCCCACCAACACAAUACCAAUGAUGACACCAUCACUGGACACGGUGAUGCUUACCAUGGCGCCAGCCAAUACAGACCCAACGCUCACUGAGUCUGAUAUAAACACCAUGUUGACCACGGAAGCAACCAACACAACCACCAUACUCCUCACAUCAGCGACCAAUAGAAGUGCCAGCUUGAUCACAGCAGCGACCAGCAAAACCGCCAUGCUCACCACAGCAGCAACCAGUUUAAGUGCUCCAACCAACAGCAUCCCUGCUGUCACUUUGACUGUAGAUAAAAUAAACCCGCACAAAGACAAUGACAAAGAGACAAAUUCUCCAUCGCUAAAUGGGGAAGCAACCACAACCCAAAUGCCUUCCAUCACGUCCCCAAAGAUGCCUGCAUUCAACAGCCAGAACAACACGGAUUACAGCGAUGACAAGCACGAGGAGGAGGAGGAGGAAAUGAAGAAGGGGAGGAGGGACAUGCCCAAAUGCGUGCAUGACCCUUGCGCACACCUGCAGCUGCCGUGCCUGUUGGUUUCCCAGGGAAGCUGCAUGUGCCCGGGCCUGACCCUCAACUCGGUCACUCCGGCACCCCCUCUCGCCGUGGACGCCCAGGACGUGACGGACAGCUCGGCGGAGGUGCGCUGGUGCGCACCGUACUCCUCCGUCUCCGGGUACGAGCUGCAGGUGCGGGAGGAAGCGAGCGGGGCUCUCACCAGCCACGCCCUGGAGCCCACGUUCAGGAGGUUCAGGCUGACGGCCUUGGGGGAGAGCCGGGCGUACUCGGUGUGCGUGGUCGCCAAGAACCUCGCGGGCCCCUCCCGCCCGCGGUGCACGGUGCUCAAAACCUCCAAGGGCACUGCGGCCGUCACCUACUACCUGGCUGCAGCGGUGGCGGGCUUGGCGGUGCUGGCGCUGGUGCUCGCCGUCUGCCUGUGCCGCCACUGCAGGAAACCGCCGCUGGAAAACCAGCGUAACACAAGCCUAAUUUCCAUCCGAAACCCAGCCUACUACCACCCACAGGAGACAGCAGACAUAUUGAAGGUAUAGGACUAGCUCACAUAAAAAUACCUUCAAUGCUGUGUACUCUUGCACUUGGUAGUAUGUACCACCAAGUAUGCAAGCGGGUAGUAUGCACAACAGUUCUCCUGUUUUGGAAAUGUACAUUUGUGCCAUCAUUUUACCAGGAACGUAAUUUAACCUAUAUUAGCUUCAAGCACAUUUGCUUAGUUUUUCAUUCAUUUUUUGACUAAUCACAUUCAUACUAUGUUGUUUGAGGUAACUAAAGAUUCAGAGAAAGAACAAAAAGAAACUUAAAAAAAAACAAAAAAACAUCAGUUUUCAUUCAAGAGUUGACGUUUACAUAAAUAUUUAUAGAAUAUGUUAAUAAAAUACAUAAUAAGACACUAGUACAUUCAUACAGCUAUUCAAUGCUAUUUCUGAGCAUUUAAGGAAUUAUUUUUUAUUAUAUUUUAUUCCAUUGCAUUCAUCCAUAUGUUUUAAAAUAAUUUGGGCUUCAGGUUGGAACACCUCUUUUCACGCAUAACAUUUUCCACUAUUAAAUUUUCCAGGCACUUAAAGAUGGUGCUUCUGGAAUCUUCCAAGAGAAUUUUCUUCUAACAAGACAGAGGAUAAAAGAGACAUACACUGGGGUUUACUGUGGAAGGUUAAGCAUUGAAGUUCUGCCAAGCAUUACAAGUCCGCAUGAAAAGGGGAGACUAAAAUUCCUUAUUUAUGAUAUAUGAAAUAAAAUGCUUUCCCAAUGUCUUAUGGUUGGGAAAACUCCAGAUCAUGUAAAUUAAAAGACUCAUUAGCUUGUUUACAUCUCUCACAUUGACAUGAGACAGAGGCCAUCUGUUUCACACACACAGACACACACGCACACAAACUAAUGUAUUUCCAGACACAUUUAUUCUAGAAUAAGCUUGGCUAAGGAAACUUGAAGUAAUCCACCUUUUGAGUAGUCCAACAGAUGGCGUUACUAAUUACAUUUUUAGUCAUGUUAUUUGUAAUCAGUACCUCAUUACAUUUUCCAAGUAUUUUGCCCAACACUGGAUCUAGAGAAGAGGGAACUGGUCUUUUAAGCAGUUGGUUGUACUGUAAGUGCAAAUUCCACAUCUGUCACUGCUGUUUUAUACUUGAGCCAGAAACCUAACCUGAACAGGUAUAGCAGUUAUAUACUUUCAUAAAAUAAACGUCACAUUUGAUAACGGCCUUCUUAAGGCUAAUGGCUAAAAAGUUCUGCUUCCUUUCGUUUUAUAUUGUGUAUGUAUAUUGGGCAGUGCUCAUAAUUGUAUUUUUUUUAAGUCACUACUGAAGAUUUCAGAUUAUCUUUUAGAUUAAAUAGUUCAGAAACCCUACCAUUAGUAUACACACUGUUCUGUAAGGGUAUUGUAUUUUAGCUUUUCUAAAGUGGGCUCUACACAUACCACACCUGCUCAAAAAUACGAGCUGGAGAGGUGUGCUUGGACUCAAAUAUAACUACUGUGCAAUAUCUACAAUCUAUGUUACCCAUCAGAGCCAUUAUUACAAUAUGUAAGAACCUAAAUUAAGAGGUCAAAGAACAGCCCAUUGAAACCGACACACUGGCCUGUAUAUAAUGACCUUUCACUGAUUAAAUCCCGAUGGAUCCGGGAUUUGAUUCUGUCAAGUCUCAAGAGUCUUGGACUGAUUUGUUUCUCUUGUUGCACGUCAUGGGGAUCCAUGAUUGAUGUUCUGCCUUUUAGGUUGAGCUGGGAUGAGUUUGUGAGACCAGACUUAUUCCAGUCUUCGCUGAAACUUGCUCCUCUAGCUUAAUGAAGACACAAGAACGACUCUCAUCUUGUCUGAAACGGGGCUGGCCAGUGAGUUCACCCGUACAAAAUAUUUCAUUGGGAUCAUUGUUACUGUUCAUUUAUUGACUGGUGUCCUUCAGUGCAAUGACAUUAAAAAGCACCAUUAAUGUCUAGAAUAUACUGGUCCCAUCUCACGUGGAACAAAAUGUAAAGACAUUUAUAUGCUUAAAAAUCAUCUCACGGUCAUAAUCAUUGUAAAAGAAAAUGUACAGUAUAUUACCUCUGUCAGAGGUAAAGUCAAAUAUAUUGUAUCGGAGAGAAAAAUAAAAGACAACUGCCCACA
Messenger RNA from Anguilla rostrata (American eel), 3632 nucleotides. RefSeq names its product leucine-rich repeat neuronal protein 4-like. The record is from RefSeq and is a predicted model, not a curated record. The transcript has 5 exons. The coding region runs from base 288 to 1565 and encodes 425 amino acids. Gene Ontology annotation, molecular function: protein binding. NCBI's taxonomy places the organism in Eukaryota, Metazoa, Chordata, Actinopteri, Anguilliformes, Anguillidae.